CAAAGAAGCACCUUGAGCACUUCGCAUUUCACUAGAACCUCUCCCGCCAGCAUCAUGCCCCGGCUUGUACGCCGCCGACCGUUGGCCGAACGGAUCAAAUCCUACUUGAACCCGCUGGACUUUUUGCUCUGGCUGUCCGAAGAGAUCGAUGCCAAUGAUUGGGAUCAGUUUGAGAAGAACUGGUCGAUCACCCUGGGUGUGAUCCUGAACAUUGUUUUCCUGGUUGCGAGAGCCAACAGUCAAUCGAGCGGCAGUCGCGCCGUCGACGAUGUCUUCGGCGAUGAGGAGGGUGCGCCUUGGUUGAGUUGGCUUGCCUCAUUCACUGUUCAUCUGCUCGUUUGCUUCGUCGGCUUCAACACUUUCUACACUUUCUACCGCAAGCGACACUAUCGCAUGUUCGAAUCCUCGAUCGACAAGGCCCCUGCCACGCCGUCAGCUCAUCGUGUGCGCGUCGAUUCCACUCCUGUGUCGGCUUCACCGAUGCGAUAUUUUGCUCAGGUCAUAACCGGCUCAGCGCAAUCGAGGGCGCACCCCAAUGCGCAACGCGAUGUUUGGGAACUUGCGGUCUGGGAUCCCCUGCCGAUCUGUUUGCGCAUAUUUUGUCUCUUCAGCCCCGCGCACGUUCUCGUCUACUGGCUUUUCCUGCCUACCCAACUAUCCGACCCUCGACCGAGUGUGACGUUCGUGACCACCAUCCUCCUGACCAGCUUGCUUUCGCUGCAAAUGAGUUUCCUAUCGUCCUCGUUCACCCAACAAGCGAAGGAUUCUGCGCUGGUACACAAGGAGGUGCUUAAGGAAUAUGAUGUUAAAUACGUUCACCCUCGAACCCAGCCUUUGAUGCGAGAUGUCGCUACUCAGUUCUCGGAGACAGACGCCACUAAGCCUGGCUCGGACGCCAAAAGCAACAAGGUCGAUACGUUUACUCCAACCUUCAUCAUUCAACGGGGAUUCAAAACUAGCCCCAACCCCAACUAUGUCAGCCAUGUCGACCCUGAAGGAUUGUCCUCGGGGCGUCAGUCUAUGGCCGCUACGCCUUCAGCGUCUUCGAACCACCAAUCGUCGUUUCAAACCCCUAGUCACCUACGAGACGCCUCUCCAAUUGUCCGAAAACCUAUAUCUGCAAUCCGCCAACCCCAGUUUCGCAAAACCCCUUCGGCAACUGGGGACGGUGGUAGUCUCGGUAUCUAUUCACAUGCCAAUUCUCCUCUGAGGAAAUCUACAUCCACGUCGACGAAUUUCGAUCGUCGACCUCAAAAUACCGGGGAAUUCUUCUACAAGGACCGAGGGGCCAGUCCUAUUAAAAGGCAAUCUAGUCCGCUCAAGAGGAGCAACGUGCCGGGUGGGAGUCCGCUCGCACCGACACCAAGACGGAGUCAUCUUGAUUCUCGCCGCGACACAGGAUAUUUCUAGCUCUCCCAGUUAGCUUAAUUGUCAUCAUGGGUUACCCUGUCAGAGUUGCCCCCGGGCGCAACCGCAUCUGCAUUAUCACAUUGUUCGAAGCACAUAUGGCUUGAGACUAUGGGUCAUCUUAGCAUUGGAGCGCGGCGCUUUGUUGAUAUUCUACUUUUUCUUGGUUUUCUUUUCUUUUUCUCUUUCUGGGGUUCCUAAGCGCAUGUUCCUGGCUUCCGGUUCCGGGGUAUCAAUGACCAUUGGCCCAAAACGAGCUCAGGAAUGUAUGGAAGCAUCGCCAGCCACUGUAUCAUAUGUUCGGAAUUCUCCUGCAACGGCUCGGUAGGAAGAUUGAGCUCUCUGGUCCGAAUUUCGCUACAAAGUUUCGCAAGUUCUCGGCAUUUUGUACUGUUCAUUGAGCGAGGAGCUUUCCGUAUAGCAUCCCGAAAAGAGCCAGGCUGUAAUGGC
Molecule: messenger RNA, 1857 nt
Organism: Aspergillus steynii IBT 23096
Lineage: Eukaryota; Fungi; Ascomycota; Eurotiomycetes; Eurotiales; Aspergillaceae
Product: Nur1/Mug154 family protein
Exons: 3
Coding region: 55-1410 (451 amino acids)
Biological process (GO): regulation of exit from mitosis; maintenance of rDNA
Source: RefSeq, a predicted model, not a curated record